AUGUCUCCACAAAAUCGCUUUGCCGCUAAUGUUGUUGGUAAAUUUCAUGAAGAAAAUCAGAAAGAAAGUAGUAAUAUAAACCUGAAAAGCAAUAGAGUAACUCGUGUAAAAAGUAAAAAAGGCCAAGUAGGUGGGUCAAACGAAAUAAGCAGUAAAAGAAUUGUAACAGAUGAAUUAGGUGAUGAAAUUGGUGAAACAA
Molecule: messenger RNA, 199 nt
Organism: Dentiscutata erythropus
Lineage: Eukaryota; Fungi; Glomeromycota; Glomeromycetes; Diversisporales; Gigasporaceae
Source: the annotation of a GenBank genome assembly